AUGACUGGGGCGCCCAAGCUGCCCAGCGCAGCAUCCUCAGCCCUCGGUCAGCUCGGCAAACCACUGGAGCCUGGAUUUGACGGUGGCAGCGGAGCCCAUGGCAGCGGUGGGACGGGGUCCGGGGGAUCCGGCGGUGGCGGGGGAGAGGGGGGCGCAGGCGGGUCGGGGCCGGGGGUGCCGGAGGCAGAGCAGCAUGUGGGGCAGGUGGGCGGGUGCGCGCCAGCGGAGGAUGUUGUGCUGCUGGAGGUGGGCGGCAUGCACUGCGCCUCGUGCAGCGGCCGAGUGCGCCGCCUGCUGGAGGCGCAGCCGCAUGUCACCAGCGCCAGCGUCAGCCUCACCACCGAGACAGCCCUCGUCCGCAUCGGCAUCCCCGCCCUGCCGCUCACCGGCGGCCCUGCAGGCGGCGCGUUGGAGGCGGCGCGGUCAUCGUUUGUGGCGGAGACAGUGGCGCAUCUGGCAAAGGUGCUGCGAGAGGGCGGCUUCCAGGCGGGGCUGCGCGAUGGCGCCAGCAUGGCGGCGGGCGCUGCGGAUGAGGUGGUGGCGGCCAAGCAGGCAGAGCGGCGCGCGCAGCUGCGCGAAGCCACGCGCCGCCUCAUCGUGGCCGGUCUUCUGGCGUCCGCCUGCUUCACCGGCCACAUCGCCCACUUCUUUCCCAGUGUGCCCGGCUGGGUGCGGCUGCUGGGGACGCCGCAGGUGCACGGGCUGAUGUCGGCGGCGGCGCUGCUGGGCCCGGGGCGCGAGGUGCUGGUGGCCGGAUGGCGCAGCGCGGCCGCGGGCUCGCCCGACAUGAACACGUUGGUGGGCCUGGGCGCCAGCGCGGCCUUCGGUGUGUCUUGCGUGGCGGCCGCGCUGCCUGCUCUCGGCUGGCGCACCUUCUUCGAGGAGCCUGCCAUGCUGCUGGGCGUUGUGCUGCUGGGCCGCACCCUUGAGCGCCGCGCCAAGCUGCAGGCCUCCGCCGACAUGGCCGCCCUCCGGGGGCUGCUGCCGGCGACGGUGCGGCUGGCGGUGGGGAACAGACAGGGCUGGAGCACUGUCCCAGCGGAGGCGGUGCAGCCGGGCGCGCUCCUGGUGGUGCUGCCGGGCGACCGCCUGCCCGUGGAUGGCGUGGUUGUGGAGGGCACGUCCACCCUCGACGAAUCUGCCCUCACCGGCGAGCCGCUGCCAGUCACCCGGGGCCCAGGCAGCGCAGUGGCGGCUGGUGCGGUGAACUGCGAGGGGCGAAUCACGGUGCGGGCGGUGCGCUGCGGCAACGCAACGGCGGUGGCGGACAUUGUGCGGGCGGUGGAGGCGGCCCAGGCGCGAGCUGCGCCCGUGCAGCGUCUGGCCGACAUUGUUGCCGGUCGCUUUGCCGUGGGCGUUCUCGGCCUCUCUGCGGCCACCUUCGCCUUCUGGGCCCUUGCGGCACCGCGCUACAUGCCGCAGGUGAUAGCCCGGCAUGCGAGCACGGCGGCCGGGGGCUCGGGCGCAGCGCUGCUGCUAGCGGCACAGCUGGCGUGCAACGUGCUUGUGGUCGCCUGCCCCUGCGCCCUUGGCCUGGCAGCUCCGACCGCCGUCCUUGUGGGCACAUCCCAGGGAGCUCGCAGGGGCUUGCUGAUCCGCGGUGGAGACGUCCUCGAGGCGGCAUCUAGGAUAGACAGCGUCAUCUUUGACAAGACCGGCACGCUGACUCGCGGUCAGCCAGUGGUGACGGAGGUCCAGCUGGCGCCCGGAUGUGCCCUGGAGCCCGCGCACGUGCUGUCACUCGCUGCAGCUCUGGAGCGCGAGUCCUCCCAUCCCAUCGCCCGGGCCAUCACAGAGGCCGCGAGCACGUCUGGUGUUGCUGAGGCCAGGGCAGAGGACGGCAGCGUGGUCCAGGAGAUUGGGGGAGGCAUCACGGGCACUGUGGACGGCCGCAGGGUGGCUCUGGGGAACUGGACGUGGGUGACGCAGCACCUGCAGGAGCCUACACCCCAGCCGCCUGAUGCCGGUCCUGGCAUGCCUCUGAGGGAUGCGCACAGCACUGGUGCCCAACAGAAGCUACAGGUGUUUGUGGCUGUGGACAAGGAGCUCGCGGGCAUGCUGUCGCUGUCAGACACGGUUCGGCCCGAAGCAGCGGCCACAGUGGCAGCCCUCCAACGCGAAGGCUUCAAGACCUUCCUCCUCACCGGUGACGGGGCGUGGAAUGCCGAGGCGGUGGCGGAUGCGGUGGGCAUUCCGCGCUCGCAGGUGCACUCCAGCGUGAAGCCGGGGGGCAAGGCAGCGCUGGUGCGGGAGCUGCAGGCGCGCGGCCGAUGUGUGGCCAUGGUCGGGGACGGCGUCAACGACGCCAGCGCUCUGGCCGCUGCCGACGUCGGCAUUGCGAUGGGCGGCGGCGUCGACGCGGCUUCGGAGGCGGCCGCCAUUGUGCUACUGCGCGACCAGCUCCCCCAGGUGGUGGAUGCAUUGCAGCUGAGCCGGCGCACGUUCAGCAAGAUCCGCCAGAACCUGGGGUGGGCGUUCGCAUACAACGCCAUUUCGCUGCCGCUAGCUGCCGGUGCUCUGCUGCCGGGGCUGGGCAUAGCCCUCACACCAUCCAUAUCAGGUGCCCUGAUGGGAUGCAGCUCACUUGCCGUCAUGGCUAACUCAUUGCUUCUGCAGAGAGACUUCCCCUCUCUUGUGAAGAAGACCGGAGAAUCCUGA
This is a messenger RNA of Coccomyxa subellipsoidea C-169, 2658 nucleotides long. RefSeq names its product heavy metal translocatin. Gene Ontology annotation, biological process: monoatomic cation transport; copper ion homeostasis. Gene Ontology annotation, molecular function: ATP binding; copper ion binding; ATP hydrolysis activity. Gene Ontology annotation, cellular component: membrane. The record is from RefSeq and is a predicted model, not a curated record. Lineage: Eukaryota; Viridiplantae; Chlorophyta; Trebouxiophyceae; Coccomyxaceae. Bases 1 to 2658 code for a protein of 885 amino acids. The transcript has 13 exons.